AUGUCGUACGACCCAGAGAAGUGGACUGUAUCCUCAAACGACGUGCUGUCGAUAUCCAUUGCCGACGAUGAUGGCUAUACCUCCUUCAAACCGGCUUUCACGUAUCCAAUUUUUGGUGAUUCAGAGCAGAUCUUUGGAUAUAAAGAUUUGAAGAUCAACCUUGCCUUCCACUAUACAACAUUUCUACCAUUCUUGAAAGUGACGUAUUCUGAGAAGCUGAACGAUGAAGUUGACGACGUGAAGGACAAGAUGCUAGAGUUUUUGCCUGCAAGCACUGUUGUUGACGACGAACAGCUGUGGGUGGAGACUUUCAAGAAGGAGAAAGUGGAACGCGGCGAAUUGAUUGCCAAACUUGAUGAGUAUGCCGUUUAUAAAUAUGGCUUUGACAAUGAGUUUGCUGUUGAGUUGAACAAGAGAUUACAGAUACUGGUGCUGAUGUUUAUCGAAGCUGGGUCUUACAUUGAUACCUCUGAUUCUCUUUGGAGCUUGUUUGUGAUGCGUAAGGAUGAUACCAUCAUUGGAUUCACCACGUCGUACUCUUACUUCAAGUAUAACGGUGGAGAAGAGUUUGAUUCAAACAAGGCUAUCAAGAGAAGAAACAAGAUUUCGCAGUUCGUUAUUCUUCCAAAUCAUCAGAAUGGUCUCCACGGUUCUCAGCUUUACCAAGCGGUGAUAAACUACUGGUUAGCGGAUCCUGAGGUCCAGGAGAUCUGUGUUGAAGACCCCAACGAGAAGUUUGACGACUUGAGAUAUAGAAACGACUUUAAGAGGUUGUUUGAAGAAGGCGUACUCUCCAAUUUACCCUCAUCCAUUUCCAAGUUGGAUGAAGCCUGGUUUGUAUCCAACGCUGCAAGCCACAAGCUAGAGCUGAACCAAUUCAAGAAGCUUGUUGAAAUGGGGUAUCUAUACAACGAGAACGUGAAAUUGGCCAGACUUGUCAUAAAGAAACGCCUGUACAUUAAAAACAGAGACGGACUAUCAGAAUUGGACAAAGCCUUGAGAAAUGACAAGCUACAAACCGCUUAUGAGGGCAUCAGACAGGAAUACACCAGAAUACUCGAUGCCCUCAGGUUACAUCAUGAUGAGAGACAGGCUAAAAGGGUCAAAUCUAAGUUCUUUGGUAAAGCUGGUAUCGCUUCUACUUUCAGAAAGAACGCUGCAGCCAACUUUGGUCCUGAAUUGGCCAGAAAGUUGUCCGCUUUGAUCAAGUUGGAGAAGAAUGUGUUGAGAUCCAUUGAAUUGGUUGCAAGAGAGCGUCGUGAGGUUGCCAAGCAGUUGUCCGUCUGGGGUGAGGAUAACGAUGACGACGUUUCAGACGUGACUGAUAAACUCGGUGUGUUGAUCUAUGAGAUUGGUGAGCUUGAGGAUCAAUACAUUGAUAAGUAUGAUCAGUACAGACUCACGUUGAAGUCCAUCAGAGACAUUGAGGGCUCUGUCCAACCAACAAGAGAACGCAAGCAAAAAAUUACCGAUGAAAUUGCGCGUUUGAAGUACAAGGACCCACAGUCCCCAAAGAUUGCUGUUUUGGAGCAAGAAUUGGUGCGUGCCGAGGCCGAAUCCUUGGUUGCUGAGGCACAAUUGUCAAACAUUACCAGAGAAAAGUUCAAAGCUGGAUUCAACUACCAGUUCGACGCUACAAGAGAACUCUCUGAGAAGUUGGCCUUGAUCGCUGGUUACGGUAAGGCCCUUUUGGAGUUGCUUGAUGAUGCCCCAGUCACCCCUGGUGAGACCAGACCAGCUUAUGACGGUUACGAAGCUUCUAAGCAAAUCAUCAUUGAUGCUGAAAAUGCUUUGGCCGCCUGGACUUUGGACCAAGCUGCUGUCAAGCCUGCUCUCUCAUUGCACCAAACUGCUGAUGACGUCUAUGACGAGGAGGCUGAUGAACAAGAGGCUGCUGAGGCUGAAGCUGAAUGGGCUGAAGAUGAGGAUCAACAACCAACUCAAAUCAACUGAGUUGUUCCUCCAGGUACUUGAAUGAUUUGCUAUGAUCGAUCCUUAUGGAGCCGUUCUUUCACUAGCUGAUCCCUUUUUUAUGUGUUAUACUUUAAUCGACUGGUGGGUUUCCACACUAAACUCGUUUGCAUGAUUAAUUACUAUGAUUGCU
Molecule: messenger RNA, 2104 nt
Organism: Williopsis jadinii
Lineage: Eukaryota; Fungi; Ascomycota; Saccharomycetes; Phaffomycetales; Wickerhamomycetaceae
Product: acyl-CoA N-acyltransferase
Exons: 2
Coding region: 1-1953 (650 amino acids)
Biological process (GO): chromatin organization; negative regulation of protein kinase activity; endocytosis
Cellular component (GO): plasma membrane; eisosome filament
Molecular function (GO): lipid binding; histone binding
Source: RefSeq, a predicted model, not a curated record